AUGUUGCCCUCUCAGUUGGAAAGCCAUACACUUAAGACCUUGCCUUGGCAGUUCUCGAUUUCGCUACGAGGGAGAAAGCUCGUGGGAGGACCAUUAAAGCAUCACGAAUGGACAAUCUAUGACUUGCAAUAUGUAUUCCUCUUUACACUCGGUCUAUUUCUCUUUUAUAUAAUCGAUUCUCCCGGUUUUGCUCUAAAACUUGUCAUAGUUGCCCUAUUUGCUAUUGGACUAUGUCAUCCCGUUAGCAGGAUCUUUGUCCUGCCCUUUUUACCAGUAGCAUGCUGGUUGAUUCUGUUCUAUGCCUGCAGAUUCAUACCGGGUGAAAGGAGACCGCAUAUCUACGUUUCGUUGCUUCCAACGCUAGAGAAUAUCCUAUAUGGUGACAACUUGUCGGCUAUAAUUGCCACCCACACUAAUGUGAUUAAGGACGUUUUAGCUUGGUUUCCGUACGGAGUCGUUCACUUUACGAUACCGUUCAUAACAAGCGCAGGUCUUUGGUGGUUUGGUCCGCCGGGCAUCUUGCGAGUGUUUGCGAGUGCAUUCGGAUACAUGAACAUUGCUGGAGUCUUGACGCAGUUGGCCUUUCCAUGUUCACCGCCUUGGUACGAAUAUACCUACGGUUUGAACACUCCGGCCAAUUACGAGAUGCAUGGUCAUCCCGGCGGGUUGGCACGCAUCGAUGAACUCUUUAAUACAAAUACUUACACCACGACUUUUGGCGGAUCACCGAUGGUCUUUGGAGCUUUCCCAUCCUUACAUUCAGGCUGUGCCAUCAUUCAAGCUUUGUUUAUAUCCUAUUUGGCCCCAAAAUUACGCGCGUUCUGUUUUGCUUAUGUAAUGUGGAUAUGGUGGGCAUGUAUGUACUUGACUCAUCACUAUAUGGUUGAUCUGGUUGGUGGUGGGGUAUAUGCGGGGGUCGCCUUUUGGUGUGCAUGGAAAUGGUUGCCGCCCGUUCACAAGGGUCUAUCAACCCGAUGGGAUUAUCUCAAAGAAGGACUUUUACCUACACAUGACGAUUAUAUUCGAGAUUCUACAGCGCU
This is a messenger RNA of Paraglomus brasilianum, 1040 nucleotides long. The record is from the annotation of a GenBank genome assembly. Lineage: Eukaryota; Fungi; Glomeromycota; Glomeromycetes; Paraglomerales; Paraglomeraceae.